UUACACUUUCUCUUUUCUUUUCUGUGAGAGUGCAGCGUCUUUUCUUCUUUUCAAAAUUCAUUCCCUUGCCUUGCAUGCGUUUUCACUUUUUCAGCGCUACACCUUUCUAUCCGCAAUCUAAGAGCUGGGGAGGAAGUCGAUUACGUUUUGAUGAUUAUUGCUAUGCUUAAUUCUUGUUUGGAGGUUUAACUAUGAAAUAAACGCUUUUCUGAAAAAUAUUAUGUUGAGUGGUUUUUUUGUGCCGUGCCAAAAAAUAUCUGUCAUAGGGAGAGAGGAAGAGACCGGGGGAGUGUGUUUAGGAGUAAGGAGGGUAGUUUAUGUGGAAGAGGGAGUGAGUAAGUAAAAGGGGACGUGUAAAUAGCAAAUGCCAAAUGUUCUGUGGGUAUGGAGCCCCAAGAUUUUGAUGGUAGAGAUUUGGGAAAAUGCCCCUGAAAGAAAUUAUUGUUUUCAAGAACCCUAUUUCAUCCAAUUUUCAUCUUUCUUGUGGAUCCUGAAUUGCAAUUUCAGUUUACAUUUGCUCUAAUUUUUAAAUCAAAAGUUUGGUGGUUGGAUUCUGUUUUUUGGGCAGCAAUGGCGAAAGCAUGGAAGUCACAAGAAGAAAUUGCCAGUGAAGCUAUCAAGCAUACUUUGAGGGCUCUGCGGAAGCGCCAUUUGCUUGAGGAAGCUGCUCAUGCUCCCGCUGUUCUAGCUCUUUCUAGACCCAUCGUUUCUCAGGGCUCUGAGUGGAAAGAGAAAGAAGAGAAUCUUCAAGUGGAACUUCAGCAAUGCUACAAAGCUCAAUCUCGCCUGUCUGAGCAACUUGUUGUGGAAGUAGCUGAGUCCAGAGCUUCGAAAGCGUUGCUUCAAGAGAAAGAAAAUGCAUUGGCUGAUCUGCAGAAGGAGUUGACUGAAUUGAGGGAUGAGUGCUCUCAAUUGAAGGUGGACUUGGAAGAAAAGAUUAAAUCUCUGGAAGUGAUUGUCAGCGAGAAUUCUGAACUUAAAGCACAACUGGAGCAGAUGACUAUUAAAGCCAAUAAAGCUGAAGCAGAAAAUAAGAUGUUGAUAGACCGCUGGAUGUUAGAAAAGAUGAAGGAUGCUGAACGCCUAAAUGAGGCCAACGCACUGUAUGAAGAGAUGGUUGAGAAACUAAGGGCCAGUGGGUUAGAACAACUUGCAAGGCGGCAGGUGGAUGGUAUAGUUCGCCAAAGUGAAGAAGGUGCUGAGUUCUUUUUAGAGUCAAACAUCCCUUCCAUAUGUAAAUACAGGCUUCGUGCACAUGAAGGUGGUUGUGCUUCCAUGUUGUUUGAAUACAAUUCCAGUAAAUUGAUUACUGGGGGACAAGAUCGGUUAGUUAAAAUGUGGGAUGCAAAUACAGGAUCCUUAAGUUCUACUCUUCAGGGCUGCCUUGGCUCAGUAUUGGAUCUCACAAUCACCCAUGAUAAUCGAUCUGUCAUUGCUGCAAGCAGCUCAAACAACUUGUAUGUAUGGGAUGUCAACUCAGGUCGUGUCCGCCAUACCCUUACUGGCCACACAGAUAAAGUUUGUGCUGUAGAUGUCAGCAAGAUUUCAAGUCGUCAUGUUGUCAGUGCUGCCUAUGAUCGUACAAUAAAAGUUUGGGACUUAGUGAAAGGUUACUGCACAAACACAAUAAUAUUUCACAGCAACUGCAAUGCUCUUUCCUUCAGCAUGGAUGGUCAGACCAUAUUUUCGGGACAUGUUGAUGGUAACCUUCGGCUAUGGGACAUUCAAAGUGGAAAGUUACUUAGUGAGGUUGCUGCACAUUCACUUGCAGUCACAUCACUAUCCCUUUCUCGAAAUGGAAAUGUUGUACUGACCAGUGGAAGGGACAAUUUACACAAUUUGUUUGAUGUGCGAUCUCUGGAAGUUUGUGGCACAUUAAAAGCCAUGGGAAACAGAGUGGCUUCUAAUUGGAGUCGCUCCUGUAUCAGCCCAGAUGACAAUCACGUUGCUGCAGGGUCUGCUGAUGGAUCUGUCUAUAUUUGGUCAAUAUCUAAAGGUGAUAUAGUCAGUACUCUGAAGGAACACACUUCCUCUGUUCUGUGUUGUAGGUGGAGCGGAAUUGGAAAACCCCUAGCUUCUGCUGAUAAGAAUGGGAUUGUUUGCGUCUGGACAUGAUGGGCUUUCAUUUCUUUGGAUACGCUUAGAGGUUUGACAACACUAAAAUAGAUAAGGUUUGCAUAUAUGCAAGGGGUGUGGUACUACUCAUUUGUACAGUUUUCAGAUUGGGUGGUUAAACUCUUUAUUACGGUUUUAUGUUCAUACAAGGUAUAAUAUACCAUUCAAAUCAGGAACCAUGUAUUUAUUAUUUUUUUAACGAUGUUUCAUCUAAAUAAACUAGUCUCAAGUGAAACUUGAGUAGACUAAUUUGUGAUGAAGGCAUGAAGCCUUUCUGUUUUACUAAAUACUAAUGUUGAAUUGGCAAAAUUUGAUGACA
Molecule: messenger RNA, 2434 nt
Organism: Glycine soja
Lineage: Eukaryota; Viridiplantae; Streptophyta; Magnoliopsida; Fabales; Fabaceae
Product: autophagy-related protein 16-like
Exons: 4
Coding region: 571-2115 (514 amino acids)
Biological process (GO): autophagosome assembly
Cellular component (GO): autophagosome membrane
Molecular function (GO): protein binding
Source: RefSeq, a predicted model, not a curated record